Molecule: messenger RNA, 348 nt
Organism: Penaeus vannamei (Pacific white shrimp)
Lineage: Eukaryota; Metazoa; Arthropoda; Malacostraca; Decapoda; Penaeidae
Source: RefSeq, a predicted model, not a curated record
AUGUUCAACAAAUUGCUUGAAUCCCCCACCAAGCCCCACCAAGCCCCCUCCAAGCCCCCACCAAAGCCCCUCCAAGCCCCCACCAAGCCCCCUCCAAGCCCCCACCAAACCAACCCCACCAAGCCCCCACCAAGCCCCACCAAGACCCCACCAAGCCCCCAUCCCCCUACCAAGCCCCCAUUAAGCCCCCCACCAACCCCUACCAAGCCCCCUCCAAGCCCCCUCCAAGCCGCCAUCAAGCCCCCACCAAAGCCACCAAGCCCCACCAAGCCCCACCAAGCCCCUCCAAGCCCCCACCAAGCCCCUCCAAGCCCCCACCCCCCCCACCAAGCCCCCAUUAAGCCCUAA